This is a messenger RNA of Austrofundulus limnaeus, 3705 nucleotides long. It is a transcript of the gene usp48, whose product is annotated as ubiquitin specific peptidase 48. Gene Ontology annotation, cellular component: cytosol; nucleus. Gene Ontology annotation, biological process: protein deubiquitination. Gene Ontology annotation, molecular function: cysteine-type endopeptidase activity; protein binding; cysteine-type deubiquitinase activity. Lineage: Eukaryota; Metazoa; Chordata; Actinopteri; Cyprinodontiformes; Rivulidae. The record is from RefSeq and is a predicted model, not a curated record.
GAACGUGCCGUCCUUCCGUCACUUGUUGACGUCGCGUUGAUUUUGAUCGGAGAGUUUAUUUAUUUAUUAACUGACGAUGGCACCCCGUGUACAACUGGAAAAAGCAGCUUGGAGUUGGGUGGACACGGUAAAACCAGAGGAAAUCAGGCAGGAGCACAUAGAGUUAGCAUACCGCAUCAACCUCCCGGCCUGCAAGAGAGGAGCCUGCAGGAGGAACUGCAAAGGGAAUCCCAACUGCCUUGUGGGUAUUGGUGAACAGGCAUGGCUUGGACAGAUUGAUGAGAACACUUUCCAUAACAUUGAUGACCCAAAUUCAGAACGCAGAGACAAGAACACAUUUGUUGGCCUGACCAACCUUGGUGCAACAUGUUAUGUCAACACAUUCCUGCAAGUAUGGUUCCAUAACCUGGAGCUUCGAAGGAGCCUCUAUCUGUGCCACAAUUCCCGAGCACAGGAACACAGCACUGAAUCAGAUUACGAGCCCCAGUCCAUUUGUGAGCAUUUGCAGUACCUCUUUGCACUCAUGCAGAACAGCAACAGAAAGUACAUCGACCCUUCAGGACUAGUCAAAGCACUGGGCCUGGAUACUGGACAGCAACAGGAUGCCCAGGAGUUUUCAAAGCUUUUCUUGUCUCUGUUGGAGGACACGUUAUCCAAGCAGAAGAACCCCAACCUGCAAAAUGUCAUCCAGCAACAGUUCUGUGGGCAGUUCUCCUAUGUUACAGUGAAGAGAAUCUGGAUGGAGAUAACCGUUACUACUGUGAGAGCUGUAAGAGUAAACAGAAUGCCACACGGAGGAUCAGACUUCACAGCCUACCUCCAACCCUCAACCUGCAACUCAUGCGAUUUGUCUUUGAUAGGCAAACAGGCCAUAAGAAGAAGCUCAACACUUUCAUCAGUUUUCCAGAACAGCUGGAUAUGGGGCCAUUUUUGGACGGCAGACAAGACCAGAAGUGUGUCUAUGAGUUGAGUGCAGUGCUGAUCCAUCGAGGCAUCAGUGCCUAUUCGGGUCACUACAUCGCUCAUGUGAAGGAUGCUCUUACUGGUGACUGGUACAAAUUCAAUGAUGAAGAAAUAGAGAAAAUGGAAGGAAAGAAGCUGCAGCUUGGUAUUGAAGAAGACAUUGCUGAGACGGUGAAAUCCCAGUCACGAAAGCCUAAGUGCAGUAAAGGUUAUCACUGUUCCAGAAAUGCAUACAUGCUGGUGUAUAAGAUCCAAGAAGAUGAGAACUCUUCUAACUCCAUUACCAAAGUUGAGGUGCCAGCCUUUCUUCAAAGGUUAGUUGACCAGGACAACCGUAAAUUUGAAGAGUGGUGCACAGAGAUGGCAGACAUGAGAAAACAGAGUGUGGAUAAAGGCAAAGCCAAGCACGAAGAGGUGAAAGAGCUCUACAAGCUUUUACCUGCAGAAGAUGGAGAACAGUAUGAGUUUAUCCCCAGUGACUGGCUGAAGAAGUGGCUUGAUGAUUCCACUGCCACAAAGGAAAUUGAAAACUCCCUUUUCCUUUGUUCUCAUGGAAAACUGCACCCAGACAAGAUGGGAGAGGUCAAGAGGGUGUCCCUGCGAGCUGCAGACCUGCUAUAUGAACGCUACGGUGGAGGACCAAGAUUAGAUGGCUCUUCUCUCUGUAUUGAAUGUGUUGGCCAGCGAUGCAGAGUGCUGCGACUGAAAAACCAGCUCAACGAAGAUUUCAAGGAAGUUUCAAAUCUAAUCAAACGUUCUGUCAGUGGUGAGGGCUUCUGGGUGAGCAAAGCGUCUUUGCGUAGCUGGAGGCAGUUGGCUUUGGACCAGUUGGAGGAGGAUGAGAUUGAGACCCAACACAACAACAGCAAGACUAAUGGGCAGGGACCACACACUAAUUGCAAGGAGUUUGAUUCAAAUCUCCCAGAGGACGAUAUGAAGACGUUCAAUGAAGACCUCGUCUGUAGUCAUGGAGCCCUGUGUAUUCUGGAGACAGAGCGAAAGCUGGUAUCUACUGAAGUGUGGAGCAAAUUGAGAAAUUACUUCCCAAAAGCCCCAGAGUUCAACCAAAAUCAAGAUCCCUGUCAGCAGUGUCUGACAUUAGAGCAGGAGGAAAAGGACAACGAGGCAGUCAGUAAGAUGAUGGCUCUCGAUCAGAAGAACCAGCUUCUCAAUCUCUUCCAUGAGAAGAACCGACCAACACUCACAAAAUGGCCCCAGGGUACAGAUGUACUUUACAUAGUUCCUCUGUUCUUUGUGGAAGAAUGGAAAAAAUUCAUCAGGAGGCCCACAAAAUCUUCUCCAGUUUCUAAUGUGGGCAAUACUCUGCUGCUCUGUCCUCACGGGGGCUUCAUGUUUACAUACGACUCUCUGGUUACUGGAGAAGCACAACAUGUAGCUCUUCUUUGGCCAAAUGAAUGGGAAGUGAUCAGCAGACUCUUCAUUGUUGAUCAGCCAAUAUCCAUCCACUGUUUAACACAGACCACACCAAACGGAUGUACCACCCAGUACACCACUCAGCCAGAUCUGUGUUGGGAGUGCAGAGAGAGCUUCCUGUUCCAGCAACAGAGGGAUCUCAGAGAGUACACCCAAGCAACCAUUUACAUCCGCAAAGUCAUUGAUGACAAGAGGGACCCUGCUCCAGAGGUGAUCGCCAGCAGCUCUGAGGCUGAGGAGGAGAGGGAAGAGCAUCCUAAGGUUGAUGGAGAGAAAGACCCAGACUUCAGUCAGUCACAGGAUGGUGCUAAGCGGCUAAAGUUAUGUGACAACAGUGCUCUGCCUGUGACCACCGUGACCAAAGCAGGUGGAAUCAGGAGAAGUACUCGGCACAGGAAACUCAGAGGGGAGAAAGCACUCAUUGUUUCAGCAAAUCAGACACUAAAAGAGCUGAAGAUUCAAAUCAUGCACGCAUUCUCUGUGGCUCCGUUUGACCAGAAUCUCUCCAUUGAAGGAAAAAGUCUGACUGAUGACUCAGCCACACUAGGCAAUCUGGGUGUCAUCCCAGAGAGCAUCAUCUGUUUAAAAGCUGAUGAGCCAAUAGCAGAUUAUGCUGCGAUGGAUGAUGCUUAUCAGGUGAGGGUGCCUGAAGAGGGUUUUAAAGGCACGGGGCUUCUUGGACACUGAAGACAGAUUUSUGGUGUUAAGUUAAAUAGAUGGCGUUUUUUGUUUGUUUUAAAAGAAAGGCUUGAAUAUGUCAAGUGUUUAUAUAUAAAUAAGUGCUUUAUUUUUUUUAUGUUAGGUUUUCUUUGAUAAAACUGAUUAUAUUGGAAAUCAUCUGUUUAUUACAUAAAGGUAGCUGGUCUUUUGAUAUUUAAAGUCCUGAAAUGGUCUGAAGGACACUAUAUUAACAACUCAGGCUAAGUAAAAAUAAAUCAACAGGAAAUCUACCUGUUGUGCUUUGAAGUGUGACUCUAGAGUAAAAUCAACUCCUGUUACUUUGAAAUUAUGGCAAAAUAAAAUCCAAAAUGUGGAAGCUUUUUGUUCUUACUGCACAAUAUACAGGUUUAUUAAAAGAAAGCAUAUGUAACAUAAUUAUUACUGUGCUUAAAUGUUAGAACAUGUAAUAUCCCUACAUCAGUUCAAGUAUUUAUAUAUUCUGUGUGGCACUGGUGAUAUGUGAGUGCAAUGAACAGAUGUUUCUAGGAUUCAGUCCAGACUUUGUGCAUUUGGAAAGAGAAACAGGGCAAGCUGUGCUUCUUGUUUUCACGGUUCUUUCUUAUGGACAAUAAAAAUGUUUUUAAGACA